Lachnellula hyalina is the source of this 4389-nucleotide messenger RNA. It is a transcript of the gene pmc1, whose product is annotated as Calcium-transporting ATPase. Bases 1 to 4389 code for a protein of 1462 amino acids. Gene Ontology annotation, cellular component: intracellular membrane-bounded organelle; membrane. The transcript is spliced from 3 exons. The record is from RefSeq and is a predicted model, not a curated record. Gene Ontology annotation, molecular function: P-type calcium transporter activity; ATP hydrolysis activity; ATP binding. NCBI's taxonomy places the organism in Eukaryota, Fungi, Ascomycota, Leotiomycetes, Helotiales, Lachnaceae. Gene Ontology annotation, biological process: calcium ion transmembrane transport; intracellular calcium ion homeostasis.
AUGACAAGUCCAGACGGCGUAUCGCCAUCGCCAAGUCCAGGUGGACGGAGGCAACGAGCACCUACCAUCACUAUCGAUACAUCUGCUGUCAGUAACAUGAAUUCCAGCCCGCCUCAAGAUGUGGAUAGCGAUUCAGUUGCUUUAAAAGCAUUUCAUAAUUCGCCUACUACUCUACAGGGAGAGCCAUCCAGCCCUUCCACGAACGACGGACCUGCCAGCUUAUCAUUUAAUCGAUCACAUCACGCAAGCCAUUCCAGUCAAGGCAGCCGGAUAUCUAUACCAGAUCUUCGAUCUACACCAUCUUUUGAUAGCAAAGGGGAGAGACCGAAUUUCUCUGAUAGGGAUAGCCGGCCGACAUCACCACACAAUGUUUCCUCGCCCACGUCGAGAGGAGGGGAUAAGGCACAUGGCUUUCUUGCCGUGCCAGGAUUGCGGUCGAGACAAAACUCAGUGGAGUCAGAAGAUGGAGACCACCCAGGUACAAAUUACAGCGGCGACACUUUUGCAAACAGUGCUCAGGGAGACAAGGAUAGAGUUGGGAAUGUACCGGGAAACGAAGAUAUCAUGAACGACCCAGAAGCCCUGACGGCUGACCCAGGCGCGGAAGGCGACUUUGAGGUCCAGGACAACAAUUUUGCCUUUUCACAAGGACAAUUGAACAAACUGAUCAACCCAAAAAGUUUAUCAACGUUCUAUGCCUUAGGAGGCUUGGCUGGGUUGGAGAAGGGGCUGCGGACAGAUCGCAAAUCUGGCCUGAGCGUGGAUGAAGGUGAAUUGGAUGGGACUGUAAGCUUUGAUGAAGCAAAGGAGGCUGCUAAGAACGUGUCGCCGGAGCUUCUCGAUGAUUCAAAGACGCCUCUUUCACGUAUCGACUCGAAAGAUUCAGAACCCUCAGUCAGAAGGACGAACACAACAUCAAAAGAAUUGUUCUGCGACCGAAAACGCAUAUUCAGCGACAAUCGGUUACCGGUGAAAAAAGGGAAGAGCUUGCUACAACUGAUGUGGAUCACGUAUAAUGACAAAGUUCUGAUCCUCCUUUCAAUCGCCGCAGCGGUAUCAUUAGCCGUCGGUCUGUAUCAAACAUUUGGCACCAAGCAUACACCUGACAAUCCUGCAAUUGAGUGGGUUGAGGGUGUUGCUAUCAUUAUAGCUAUUGUCAUUGUGGUAGUUGUUGGUUCGUUGAACGAUUACCAGAAGGAACGGCAAUUCGUGAAGCUUAACAAGAAAAAGCAAGACCGGGAUGUCAACGUUGUCCGAUCUGGUAAAACCCGGGAGAUUUCAGUCUUCGACGUGCUUGUUGGGGACGUGAUGCAUCUGGAGCCAGGAGACAUGAUUCCAGUUGAUGGAAUUUUCAUCCAAGGCCACAAUGUCAAAUGCGAUGAAUCCCAAACCACUGGAGAAUCUGAUCUGAUUCGCAAGCAACCGGCUGAUGUGGUCUAUAAUGCUAUUGCAAACCACGACAGUCUGCGAAAACUAGACCCUUUUAUUCUUUCCGGAGCUCAGGUCACAGAAGGCGUUGGAACCUUUCUGGUCACCUCAACAGGCGUCAAUUCAAGCUAUGGAAAGACUCUCAUGUCUCUGCGAGAAGAUCCGGAGGUUACUCCUCUGCAAUCGAAGUUGAACACUCUGGCCGAGUACAUUGCCAAAUUGGGCGGUGCUGCCGGUCUACUUCUCUUCAUUGUCCUCUUCAUCGAAUUCCUAGUCCGUCUGCCUCACAAUAAUGGUACGCCGACGCAGAAAGGCCAAGAUUUCCUGAAUAUCUUCAUCGUCACUGUGACUAUCAUUGUCGUGGCUGUGCCGGAAGGUCUACCCCUUGCUGUUACACUCGCAUUGGCUUUCGCAACUACUAGGAUGCUGAAAGACAACAAUCUUGUUCGACAUUUGAAGGCUUGUGAAGUUAUGGGCAACGCAACGACCAUUUGCUCCGACAAAACUGGAACGUUAACACAGAAUCAAAUGAAGGUAGUCGCUGGUACUUUGGGCACUAGCUCACGCUUUGGUGGCACUAUCGAUACCUCUCCUAAAGACAUCGCCAAUUCUUCCAGCAAAGGCAAGCAGACUCAAGUGCCAGUAGCAACGGAAAACAUACCAGCACAAGAAGUCGUUUCGUCUCUGGAUCCAGCGGUUAAGGCUAUGUUGACGCAAUCUAUCGUCCUCAAUUCCACUGCAUUCGAGGGUGAACUUGACGGCGCUCAGACAUUCGUCGGUUCAAAGACAGAAACUGCUCUCCUGACAUUUGCGAAGGAGUUCCUUGGAAUGGGUCCUGUUGAUGAGGAACGAUCAAACGCCACGAUUGUGCAGCUCAUCCCUUUCGACUCUGGCCGUAAAUGCAUGGGUGUUGUCGUGCGACUGGAAAAUGGAAAAUACAGACUCUUUGUAAAGGGGGCAUCCGAAAUCUUGCUUGAAAAGUGCUCAAACCUUAUUCGGGACCCUACCAAGGAACCUUCCAGCACCACCAUGACAGCGGACAAUCGUCAAACACUACUCGAUUUGAUUGAUAAUUAUGCCAAUCGCUCCUUGCGAACAAUUGCUAUGGUCUAUCGGGAUUUUGACAAAUGGCCCGCCAAGGGGGCUCGCACUGCUGAGGGUGACAAGAAUGAGGUCGUUUUCGAUGAUAUCUUCAAGCAAAUGGUUCUACUAAGCAUCGUUGGAAUUCAAGAUCCGCUCCGUCCAGGUGUCCCCGAGGCCGUCGCCAUAUGCCAGAAAGCGGGGGUUGUGGUCCGUAUGGUUACGGGAGAUAACAUGAUCACUGCUAAAGCUAUUGCGACUGAAUGUGGAAUCUUUACCGCUGGUGGAGUAAUCAUGGAGGGACCUGCUUUUCGAAAGCUGAGUAAGGCUAAGAUGGACCAAACCAUCCCACGCCUACAAGUUCUCGCUCGUUCUAGCCCUGAGGAUAAGCGGAUUCUUGUCAAGCGUCUCAAAGAGCUGGGAGAGACCGUUGCUGUUACUGGUGAUGGAACCAAUGACGCACCCGCUCUCAAGACUGCCGAUGUUGGAUUUUCCAUGGGCAUUGCUGGUACUGAGGUGGCAAAGGAAGCUUCAGCUAUUAUUUUGAUGGACGACAACUUUAAAUCCAUCGUCAAAGCUAUGAUGUGGGGACGUGCAGUCAACGAUGCAGUGAAGAAAUUCUUGCAAUUUCAGGUCACGGUCAAUAUCACUGCAGUCAUGCUUACCUUCGUUUCCGCUGUUGCUAACAGUGACGAAAAGUCUGUAUUGACAGCUGUUCAACUACUCUGGGUCAAUCUUAUUAUGGACACUAUGGCUGCUCUUGCGUUGGCUACGGAUCCUCCGACUGAAAGCAUUCUUGACCGAAAACCAGAUCCCAAAUCAGCUCCUCUGAUCACCAUCACCAUGUGGAAGAUGAUCAUUGGCGAGGCACUCUAUCAAUUAGCUAUAACAUUUCUUCUCUAUUUUGGGUCGGAAAAAAUCCUCUCGUAUUCAUCUAAGCGGGAGCUUGAUUCAGUAAACACACUCGUCUUCAACACCUUCGUCUGGAUGCAAAUAUUCAACCAAUGGAAUAAUCGUCGUUUGGACAAUAAGUUUAAUAUCUUUGAAGGUGUUACUAGGAACUGGUUCUUCAUGGGAAUUAAUGUCGUCAUGGUUGCUGGCCAGGUCAUGAUCAUCUUCGUGGGUGGAGCAGCUUUCAGCGUAAAACGACUAAAUGGUGCACAAUGGGCAUAUUCAAUCGUCCUCGGAUUCUUGUCCAUUCCGAUCGGUGCUGUCAUCCGUCUCGUACCUGAUGAGUUGAUCCUACGACUCAUACCCGAUUAUAUUAAGAGUAGACCAACAAAGGGACCGGAGUUGAGGAUUUCCGACGAAGAAGAGGCAUUCCAGUUCCCUCAGCCGUUGACAGAUGUCAAGGAAGAAUUAAGUUUCCUCAAGAGGGUCAAGGGUGGUAGGUUGAACAAUCUAAAGUUUGCUAUGCAGCAAGCACGCGACGAAUUUCUGCCACGUUCUAGAAGUGGCUCUCGUUCGAGAAGCAACUCCGUUCCCCAGACACCCAGUGGCGACUCUCAACGCGAGGAUCAAUUUGGCUCUCCUCAGCCACCUCAGCCAACUCCCGAAUCCCGAAAGCGUGGCCGAUCGAACCGCUCACGAUCAAAUUCUGCACUAGGCGCUGCUCUAGUCAUGCCAGGUAUCGUUGGAGGAAGUAUAGCUGGGUGGUCACAGUCACCAAUCGAACGCUCAGCAGAUUCGAUGGCUUUCUCUCGUCAAAAUGGCCGCCAAGAACUUGAGUCUAGAGGCGACGUCGAGAUACAUCCGGACACCAGUUCUCAGGACCCCAUAAUUACCGACGAUCCGCACCAUUUAGGCGCUCCCCCAAGUCAAAUUGACGAGGUCUCUCCCCUUGGUGCAACUCAAUUACCAAACUCAUCAAGACUCACAUAG